ACAGACAGGGCUUCAAGCCCAGUACCAUGUGGCUUGAGGUAUUUUCAGUUAUCAUAUCCUUCUUGAGGGCCUGAUUUGCCAAGCCUGGUUCCUAGGCGAGCGCUUCGUGCGCCAGACCAUGGGUCUACCUACUCUGUUCAUACCGAUGGCACCACCAGUAUCCAUGAGAGCGACAGACAAGCUAUCUGCCGACGAGGUGAUCCAAUUCAUGGUAGGCACGGAGAUAAAGUAUUUUUGUGUAGAGGGCGACUAUGCGACCUUUAUCUAGACACACUUGAUGCCGCCUCUGACCAGCGUUCACAGGGGUGAGGGAGUGAGAGCUCCUGUCGCGAGGGUGAGACGCAAAGAGACUCAAGCAAACAGAGCUUAUGGCAGAGGGGCUUCCCAGGCGAGAUAGGGGACCGGGUGGCCAGAGUUUCCUACUGCCCUUACCUACUGGCAGUAUACUGGAGAGGCAUAUCAAAUCUCGAUUGAGCCCGCACCAGGUGUGCAUAGAUACAACAUAGCCCAAGACACACCUCCGUUAUGUACCAUAUUUUUAGUUUUCCCAUCUCUUUCUGAUAUUUGUUUGUUCUAGACAUUAAUCAUUCCCAAUGCAUUUAUAGGCACCCCCAGGAUACACCAAGGGUCUGCUUGAGCUACUAGCCUCAUUCGAGGGCAUGAUAUUGAGGAGGGAGGCAGUGCUCGGCUUCCACGGUAUUCAGGUCCCACCCAUACCAAGUGUGCUAACAGGAGCAGCAGUAGGACCAGCAGUGCCUCCUUCGGCAGCAGGGAGGGAGUGUCAGGCUCCAGCACGUAGCCAUGGCCGAGCUAGGGGCACCCGAACUGAGAGUGGCCCUUCAGAGCCUAUUCUGAGUGAUGAUGAUGCUGAGACCAGCAAGACUGAGGAAGCGGCGAGUCAGCAUUCAGAGUCGUCAGAGAGUAGAGAUGAUAACGUUGGCUCAGGUUCUGAGAGUGGGGAUACUGAGGCCGAUAAGGGCUCCGAGGCGAAAAGUUGAGACGACUCUAGUUCAAAUUCUUAUCCAAAUUCAGACAGUGGCGUCGAUGGAGACAAUGCAACAAAGUCUGCUCUGCCGAGGAAGAGGACGAAGAGGACCUCUAGACCCUGAGAUGGAUAGCGCUAAUUUUUGCAUUUUUGCUUAGUUUCUUUUGUUUAUAGUGUUAGCACAUUGAACAGCCUCAGACGAGUUUUAUUUCUUUAAAAAAAAAAACCUGUACUGCACUUUUGUGAAAACUACCAUGAUUAGAAUGAAA
Camellia sinensis is the source of this 1254-nucleotide messenger RNA. Lineage: Eukaryota; Viridiplantae; Streptophyta; Magnoliopsida; Ericales; Theaceae. The record is from RefSeq and is a predicted model, not a curated record.